This is a messenger RNA of Copidosoma floridanum, 488 nucleotides long. RefSeq names its product ribosomal protein S24 (gene RpS24). Gene Ontology annotation, molecular function: structural constituent of ribosome. The record is from RefSeq and is a predicted model, not a curated record. Gene Ontology annotation, cellular component: ribosome. Gene Ontology annotation, biological process: translation. NCBI's taxonomy places the organism in Eukaryota, Metazoa, Arthropoda, Insecta, Hymenoptera, Encyrtidae.
UACGGUCCCAUGCACGGCUUUAAGGUUAAUUAGAAUAGAUCUUUUUUUUAAUUUGUGCGAUAUUGCAACGCAAAAUGUCGGCCACAAUUCGUACCCGCAAAUUCAUGACCAAUAGACUACUUUGCCGAAAACAAAUGGUUGUCGACGUUUUACAUGCGGGUCAGCCGUCAGUCAAGAAAACCGAAAUUCGCGAGAGGCUUGCCAAAAUGUAUAAAGUUACGCCAGACGUGGUUUUCGUUUUCGGUUUCCAAACGAAUUUCGGAGGUGGAAAAUCCACGGGGUUUGCCCUGAUUUACGAUACCUUGGAUUAUGCCAAAAAAUUUGAACCAAAGUACAGAUUGCAACGACACAGCUUGUAUGAAAAACAAAAACAAACCAGAAAGCAGAGAAAGGAACGAAAGAACAGAAUGAAAAAAGUCAGGGGAACCAAAAAAACAAAAGUGGGAGCUUCUUCCAAAAAGUAAUUCGACUUGUUCACGAUCCAAAGG